AUGGACUCCAAGGAUGCUCUCCCUCCCUUUGUGUCUUUCUCCCCCUCCAUCUCCAUGUCUAUUUCUAAUGGACAAGGAGAAGAAGAGGGAAAUCUGGAUGUACCCUGUGUCAUGAUGGGAUUCAUGACAGGACUUGAUGCAGCGAUGCAUGCAGAGGUGAGAGUGGUGAAGGUGACGGACCCGCCGCUCUUCCCGGUGGAAUGGCUGGUGGGGAACGGGACGGGCUCCCUGGUGGCCAUGGCCGGGAGGAAGGGGGUCACGGUCUCGCUCCUCCCGGGGCCGGGGGUCGCCGCCUCCCUCAACCCCUCCUCCUCCGCCGCCUCCUCCUCGCGUCAAGUCCAGCUUGUCAGGAGCAUGAGGAUCGGGGAGGCGUCCUACGGGUGGUCCCGCGUCCCGGGCGUGACGUCCGUGUGCGAGGUGGAGGUCCGCUGCGUGAAGUGGCACCCGGGCUCUCCCAACGACGCGCACCUCGUCAUCCUCUCGUCCGACAACUACAUCAGGUUCUUUUCGAUGCGGGACCCCUUGGUGCCGGUGCAGGCGGUGUUGAUCGGCUCCGCGUCCCCGGCGUCCCUCUACCCGUACUCGUUCCACGCCUCGGUGCAGGCGUCCUUCGGGGAGAUCCCGGUGGCGCUGGACUUUGGGCCGCCCUUGCCGCAGGGCGGGAGUCGGCCCGACGUGGUGCGCUGGCCCGCCUUCAUCCUCCGCGGGGACGGGGAGGUCUACUUCCUGGUCACCUCCGUCGUCGAUGACAGGGUGGAGAAGAGCCAGGUGGAGGGGCCGCUGCGGAUGCACCCGCAGGCGGAGGACAACUACGGGAGCGAGGCGGUGGAGAUCCUCUGCCUCCGGACCACCCCGCCCUUGGUGGUCCUGGCGCUGCGCAACGGGACCAUCCUGCACUGCGUCCUGCUGAGGCACCAGCGGGAUCAGGAGGACGAGGAGGAAGGUGACGAGGAUGGCAGCCAGUCGUCCGAGUCCCUCGAGGAGAGGCCCCCCGUGGGCCCCGGUGGAGCCCGGAUGUCCCUCUACGUCUACGAGACCCUGGACCUGGCCUAUUCCCUCAUGCGCGACAACGCCCCAAAAGACGACGGCGACGAGGAAAAAGAAGGAGAGAAAGAGAAGGAGAUGUUCCUGAUGGGAGACCCCGGGUGCUCGUACCGCUACCACGUGGGUCACGUGGGGGGCGUCCACAGCGUCAUCAUCCCCGCCGUCUCGGAGUUCCUUCGUUUUGCGACUACCCCUGCCGAAGGAGAGGAAGGGAAGCUGGUGGAGGCAGAGAGCGUGGUGGAGCACCUGGUUUGCACCCGGCUGAAACCCGGCGGAGACGAUCUCUCGAGAGGGAGCGAGGUGUGGGGGCUCGGGGUGCUCCCCCCCUCGUCCGCUCCGGGUCCGGCCCUCGUCGCCCUCCUCCACUCCGGGGAGGCCCUGGUGCUCCCCCUACGAAGGGUCCACCUGCUCCCUCCUCGAUUCCCCCUCCUCUCUUCCACCUCCUCUGACUUCUCUGCAGCCUCAAAGUCGGAGCCGUUCGACGCGUACAUCGGUCGGAUCUUGCAGAAGUCGGAGACGCAGCCCCUGCUCAAGAUCCCCAAGGACUCCAAGGUCUCCCCGCAGGAUCAGCUGAAGCUGGUGCAGCACGUGACCAAGGUCCUGAGGCGGGAAUACAUCCACAAGCUGCUCAUCGCCAAGGAGGAGAUCGAGAAAAGGGUGGAGAUCCUGAAGUCGCAGAAGGAGCACCAGCUGUCCGAGCUGGAGAGGCUGAAUCAGACGAGGACUCGUCUGGAGAAGCAGGGAGAGGCGCUGGGGCUGAGACUUCAAGAGGCCAGCAAUAAACAGGAACUCCUCUAUUCCAGGAUCGAGAAGCUGCUGGAGAAAGUGCAGGGGGGCCUGCCCCCCAUGCUGAGCGAACCAGAGGAGGCUGCCCUGGAGGAGCUGAACCUGACUCACGAUCAGGCAGAGCAGCUGGAGAAGCUCCUCCUGCAUCUCAAGUCCCGUCUCGCGCUGACCCAACCCGGGAAGAAGAAGAAGAUAAUGUCACCGAGAGCGAAGAGGGAGGACGCAAUCUCCGUCCGGCAGAUGGACUCCAUCCACUCGACCCUCCAUCAGGAGAGCGGCGAGAUCGGGGAACUGAUACGACAGGUGAACAAUCUGAAGAACGAUCUCGCCUCGGCCUGAAACGUUUCGUUUCCGAUCGAUUCUGCUCAUUCCCCUCACCGCAUUUUGUGACCAACAGGUUUUCGUAGCAAUAAAAUUCGUCUCUCG
Messenger RNA from Darwinula stevensoni, 2256 nucleotides. The record is from the annotation of a GenBank genome assembly. NCBI's taxonomy places the organism in Eukaryota, Metazoa, Arthropoda, Ostracoda, Podocopida, Darwinulidae.